This is a messenger RNA of Sphenostylis stenocarpa, 705 nucleotides long. Lineage: Eukaryota; Viridiplantae; Streptophyta; Magnoliopsida; Fabales; Fabaceae. The record is from the annotation of a GenBank genome assembly.
AUGGCAUCUUUUACACCAAUUGCUCUACAGUACUCAUCUACAUCAUCUUUACAUUCUUUGGUUCCAUCUAUGGAAGCUACACGUGAUUAUAAUUCGUGGUGGGGGAGAAUGAGAUCGUGCAAAUCCACAGGAAAAAGAUCACUUCAACAGAAUAUCACAAGAGGUUUGAAAAUCCAGAGUGCAGCCACAAAACCAGCAAAGUCGCCAGCUGAAGAAGAGUGGAAGGUGAAGCGAGAAUAUCUGCUGCAAAAAAGGGUAAGAAGUGUGGAUGCAAAGGAAGCUCUGCGCCUUCAGAAGGAAAAUAAUUUUGUGAUUCUCGACGUUAGGCCAGAAGCAGAGUUCAAAGAGGCUCAUCCUCCAGAUGCUAUCAAUGUGCAAAUAUAUAGGCUUAUAAAGGAGUGGACAGCAUGGGACAUUGCAAGACGUGCUGCAUUUGCUUUUUUUGGUAUUUUUGCAGGGACUGAAGAGAACCCUGAGUUCAUCCAGACUGUUGAAGCCAAAUUGGAUAAAAAUGCAAAGAUAAUAGUAGCUUGCUCAGCUGGAGGUACAACGAAACCAUCACAAAAUCUGCCCGAAGGUCAACAAUCAAGGUCUCUCAUCGCAGCUUACUUGCUGGUCCUUAAUGGGUUUACCAAUGUCUUCCAUCUCGAAGGUGGUCUUUACUCGUGGUUUAAAGAGGAUCUGCCAAUUGUUUCAGAGGAGUAA